AAUGCGGAACUCUAGUGUUGUGUUCGUGUGUGGAGGGACGUUUAUUGGAGUCGGACAAGUAGACUCGCGUUUGUCUGAUUUCAACUCAGCUGUUGGAAACAUUUUAAUUAUUAAAAGACAUUUAAAUCCGAAAAUGUUUUCUUGUCUUGAAAGCUGAUUUGAAGAAUGGAGAGGAAUGUGGCUGACCGGGGAGGAGAUCCAGCUGAAGGUGGGAACUGGUCCAAGUCCUUAUCAAAGACUGUCCACACUGGCCUUCCUAAUCCAGUUCCAGAUCCAGUGAAGUGUUCUUUUGUAACAGGAGAAUAUGUGUACUUUCAUUAUGGGUGCGAUGGCCUUGACGACAGAGGUUGGGGGUGUGGGUACCGGACUGUUCAGACUCUGGCCUCCUGGAUCAGGUCUAACUGUUGUCCACAGGAGGAGCGGGACAGGCCUCCACCGAGCCUGCACCAAGUCCAACAAGCCUUGGUCACAAUGGGUGACAAGCCAGCCUCUUUUUCUGGUUCCAAGGAGUGGAUCGGCACAUUUGAAGCCUCCCUAGUUCUUGACUACUUCUAUGAUGUCCCCUGUAGGAUAGUCCAUGUCCGGGGCGGAGGAGCCGAGCUGGAGCACGUGGCUGUGGCAGAACUCCAUCAACACUUUCAGAAGCAUGGGUCUCCUGCCAUGAUGGGAGGGGAUAGAGACAACUCGUCCAAGGCGGUAUUAGGGGUGUGCAGUGGGGGCGAGGGGAGCUACCUGCUGGUCGUUGACCCUCACUACUACGGCCAUCCGCUGGAGAAGACAGAUCUGCAGAGACAGCAGUGGGUGACGUGGAAACGGUUGUCUUCUCUGGACCAGUCUUCAUUUUACAACCUAUGUCUGCCCCAAACUGCUGGAAAAAUGAGAAUGAAUUGACAAAGAUACUUCAAAUAGCCUCAAUCAGUGGCUUCAAAUGAGCAGCUUGGGGGCCAAAUACAGUCCACAAGCCACAAGCU
Molecule: messenger RNA, 971 nt
Organism: Thalassophryne amazonica
Lineage: Eukaryota; Metazoa; Chordata; Actinopteri; Batrachoidiformes; Batrachoididae
Gene: ufsp1
Product: UFM1-specific peptidase 1 (non-functional)
Exons: 1
Coding region: 166-891 (241 amino acids)
Source: RefSeq, a predicted model, not a curated record